GAAUGAACUGGAAUGAACGAACAAGUCGCCAGCAAUACUUCGUGAGCUUGCAUUUUCGACGUAGCCUGUCACUUUUCAAUCAUUUUGGAUUUAGCCGAAGUUUAUCCCGUGAAUUAUCGUUGUUCAAUGAUUUUAUUGUUAUUUUGUUAGAAUACAGUUUGAAAUUCGAUAAUGGAUCGUCUUCUACGCCUGGGGGGUGGUAUGGCGGGGUUGUCACAGGCGCCGCCGCCGACAGAUGCGCCCGUCGUGGACACCGCCGAGCAGGUGUACAUCUCGUCACUGGCACUCUUGAAGAUGUUGAAGCACGGCCGCGCUGGCGUGCCGAUGGAGGUGAUGGGUCUCAUGUUAGGUGAAUUUGUGGAUGAUUACACAGUACGUGUGAUUGAUGUGUUUGCUAUGCCACAAACUGGUACUGGAGUGUCUGUAGAGGCCGUUGACCCGGUCUUCCAGGCGAAGAUGUUGGACAUGUUGAAGCAGACUGGUCGACCCGAAAUGGUGGUGGGAUGGUACCAUUCACAUCCUGGAUUUGGUUGUUGGUUGUCAGGAGUGGAUAUCAACACCCAGCAAUCAUUUGAGGCCCUGUCAGAGCGGGCAGUAGCUGUAGUUGUGGACCCCAUACAGUCUGUCAAGGGCAAGGUGGUCAUAGAUGCAUUCCGACUCAUCAACCCUAAUAUGAUGGUCCUUGGCCAGGAGCCUAGGCAGACCACUUCCAAUUUGGGCCAUCUACAGAAGCCCUCUGUACAAGCUCUCAUUCAUGGACUCAACCGUCACUACUACUCCAUCAGCAUAAACUACAGAAAGAAUGAGCUGGAACAGAAAAUGCUGCUGAAUCUACACAAAAAGUCCUGGAUGGAUGGCCUUACAUUAUCAGACUACAAAGAACACUGUUCAAUCAAUGAAACUACAGUCACAGAUAUGCUGGAGCUAGCGAAAAAUUACAACAAGGCCUUAGAAGAUGAAGAGAAGAUGACCCCUGAACAGCUAGCUAUUAAGAAUGUCGGCAAACAGGACCCCAAGAGGCACUUAGAGGAGAAAGUGGAUGUCCUGAUGUCAAACAACAUAGUGCAGAAUCUAGGAGCCAUGCUGGAUACCAUGGUGUUCAAAUAAUUACUGUGCGGGACAUUUUAUAACUAAAUAAUAAGGCUAUAGUAAGUGGCAAUUAACAAAGUCUUGCAAUUCUGUUCCAUACCCCUCUGUUGUGUCCACUAAUUGUAUGAUACUUAUUAUACAUUAAUUUACUUAAUUGUAUGUAUGUAUUGCGAAAUAAAACAAUUCUUUCUUUUACCAACA
Messenger RNA from Pectinophora gossypiella (pink bollworm), 1290 nucleotides. RefSeq names its product 26S proteasome non-ATPase regulatory subunit 14. Bases 172 to 1107 code for a protein of 311 amino acids. Gene Ontology annotation, molecular function: proteasome binding; metallopeptidase activity; protein binding. The transcript is spliced from 4 exons. Gene Ontology annotation, biological process: proteasome-mediated ubiquitin-dependent protein catabolic process; protein deubiquitination. Gene Ontology annotation, cellular component: proteasome regulatory particle, lid subcomplex. NCBI's taxonomy places the organism in Eukaryota, Metazoa, Arthropoda, Insecta, Lepidoptera, Gelechiidae. The record is from RefSeq and is a predicted model, not a curated record.